Messenger RNA from Leptosia nina, 3035 nucleotides. NCBI's taxonomy places the organism in Eukaryota, Metazoa, Arthropoda, Insecta, Lepidoptera, Pieridae. The record is from the annotation of a GenBank genome assembly.
AUGGAAGCGAAAGAAAGUCCGCGGGCUAUCUCAAUUAAUUUCAAACAAUUAUCGUUUAAUAGGAAAUGCAGGAAAAUGACGAGAAAGCAAUGUCCACAAACGCGAGAUGGCGCCCUAAAUGUCCACAUUAUAGCCCACUCACACAUGGACGCUGGUUGGGUCAAAACCUUCGAUGAAUAUUACUAUGGGACUAAAACAAGCGUCAGCACAGCUAAUGUUCAAAUGAUUUUCCAUUCCGUUCUCUCGGAGUUAUUGCAUGACAAAAGACGGAAAUUCACUUUCUCAGAAACGGCAUAUUUCUGGCGCUGGUGGAAGGAACAGCGUGGGGCGACACGUGCCACCUUCAGGACCCUGGUGGCGGAAGGUCGGAUACAGUUUGCUGGAGGCGGUUGGGUGCAAGCCGAUGAAGCUACCACCCACUAUUUGCAUCUGAUUGAUCAAUAUACUUGGGGACUCAGAAAGAUUAACGAUACUUUAGGGCCGUGUGGAAAGCCCAGAGCCGCUUGGCAGAUUGACACCUACGGCCAUUCAAGGGAACAUACCUCACUCCUAGCUCAAAUGGGGUUUGAUGGCCUCUUUAUAGGAAGAGUUGAUCACAAGCAAAGAGAAUCAAUGAUAGAAGAAGAUAGAAUGGAAUUUAUGUGGAGGGGGAGUGACAUUCUGGGUAAAAUGUCAGACAUCAUGACUCACACGUUGUACAAUGUUUACAACGCCCCAGACGGGUUCUGCUUCGACUUCCUCUGCAACGAUGAGCCAAUUGUCGACGAUCCUGAUAGCAAAGUCUUCAACGCCGAUAAGAGAGUGAACGAUUUUAUUAGGCAAAUCGAGCGUCAAGCGAAGUAUUAUGACCACGAUAACUUGGUGGUGAUGAUGGGAGGAGAUUUCACUUACCAGAGCGCUGCCAACUGGUUUAUGAACAUAGACAAACUUAUCAACCAUAUAAACUCUCACCCAGCGAAUGUGUCCGAUAUUAACAUUUUCUACUCAACUCCGUCUUGUUAUUUGAAAUCGAUUUAUUUAUAUGGCAAGAGAGAUAAGGCUGUUUACACGGAAAAGGUAGAUCACCUGCCUUACGGUAGUGAUCCAAAUACGUACUGGACGGGAUUCUUCACCUCAAGACCCAGCCUAAAAUAUUUGGCAAUAAGAGCACAUGUAUUUUUGCAGAUAGUAAAACAACUGACAGUUCUGUCGAGAAUGAGUGAUUUCUACGAACUUCAUCUCUUGAGGCAUGCUGUUAGCCUAGUCCUGCACCACGACGCUAUUACAGGUACAAGUCAACAGCACGUUGCGAAUGAAUUCACGAGCCUACUAUCAGAAGCCAUCGAUUUAUGUACUAAGAAGGUUUCACAGUUUUUAAGUAUUCUAACCCCGGCAUGGGGUGGAAACAGACGAACAAAAACAAACCAACAAUUUAUCGUUUGCCACCAACUGAACAUUAGUCAGUGUCGGUUCACGGAAACACAAGAUUCUAUGCUUCUACUGGUAUACAAUCAGUUAAGCGUCAAAACGUAUUACCAUGUCAGAUUACCAGCGAUCGCUUUGCAUUACUCUAUAAGGGAUUUUAACGACGAAGAAGUCGAGUACCAACUGGUACCCCUUCCAGCGUCCAUCAUAAAUCUUCCCGGAAGAAAGUCCACUGCCAUUCAAGAAUUGUGCUUCGAGGCUGAGAAUAUCCCACCGCUGGGAUUUACAGCGUAUUACAUUACUCCUAUUAGGGACCAGUUGAUUAAAAAUACAUUUCAGGCUGAAGGGGCGUUCAUAAAAAAGAGUCAGUCAAAUGAUGCUGAUGCAGAAGUAGCGCCUUUUAUUUCUAACGAAUACUUAAAACUUACGGUGAAUGAAAAGACGGGACUUUUGGAAUCAAUACAGCAUCUAGAUGGGUUGAAGAUACAAAUUUCACAGAACUUCUACUUCUACACUCAGGGUCAGCAAGGGUUGCAGUCUGGGGCCUAUAGUUUUCGUCCUGACAAGGGUCCUAUUCCGGUUACGGAUCAAGUAACGUACCACACCGUUCGCGGGUCUAUAGUGAAGGAGAUUCGACAAAGAUUCUCUGAUUGGAUUACUCAGAUCAUUCGUCUGUACCGCGGCGAGGAGUUCGUGGAAUUCGAAUGGAUUGUCGGCCCUGUUCCUAUUGGGAAAGAUGUGGGUAAGGAAGUAGUAAGUAUAUUUAAGAGCAACAUAAGCAACAACGGGUUGUUCUAUACUGAUUCGAAUGGACGCCAGAUGAUAAAGAGAUCCUGCUGGAAUGAAACAGCUAGCCAUCCCCAAAAGAAACCAAUCGCAGCAUGCUUCUAUCCUGUGACGUCACGCAUAUGCAUAGAUUCAAUUAACAGCAGCGUGGAGCUUUGUGUGCUGACAGACAGGAGUCAGGGUGGCACUUCGUAUAACGAUGGAGAAGUUGAGCUAAUGGUAAACCGCUCCAUUAGAAGUAUCGUAAAUAAUGAUGAAUGGAAUAUUUCUACUCUCUCUGACAAGCAUAGGUUUGAUGAAAUAUCGACGAAAAAGGUGCAUCGUCGCCUUCUAACAGACGAUGGUUUUGGUCUUGAAGAAACGUUGAAUGAAGAAGCGUUUGGAGUAGGUCUCGUUGUUAAGGGGAGGCAUAGGAUCUAUUUUGGUAAUUCACAAGAUGUUGACGAUUUGUCGUUCUCUGAACGCGCUUCCCAACUGGCUCGACGGUGGAUGUACGAGCCAUGGGUCUUUAUGGCGCCAGGUGAAAAAAUCAACAGGAGAAAAUGGCAGAAUGUUAGGAACAAACGGUAUUCAUCACUUCGGCUUCACGGUCUUCCACGUCACAUCCAUAUUGUCACAUUAGAACCAUGGAAAGCUGGAUCGGUUUUGCUAAGGCUGGAAAAUGCGUUGGAAAAAAAUAAAGGCUUAAAACCAGAUAAAGAUGUACCAGACGACAUAACAAAUUCCCACAUUUCUGUGGACCUGCAGAAGAUAUUCUUGCAGUUGAGAAUUAAAAUGGUUCGAGAGACGACGUUAGGAGCCAACCAGUGGUUGGAUGAAGCUAGGCAAAUGGAUUGGAGCACUCG